This is a messenger RNA of Vanrija pseudolonga, 1968 nucleotides long. RefSeq names its product Itaconate transport protein. The record is from RefSeq and is a predicted model, not a curated record. Gene Ontology annotation, cellular component: plasma membrane. Lineage: Eukaryota; Fungi; Basidiomycota; Tremellomycetes; Trichosporonales; Trichosporonaceae. Gene Ontology annotation, molecular function: transmembrane transporter activity. The transcript has 6 exons. Gene Ontology annotation, biological process: transmembrane transport. Bases 53 to 1924 code for a protein of 623 amino acids.
AAAUCACACGCGAACGCACGCACAUGCGCCCACGCACAACACUACACGCACCAUGACACCCCCGCCGAGCGCGCACGAGUCGGAGCGCACCCUUGCGAGCGGGAGCGGGCUGGAGAAGUCGGCGACCAAGUCGACCGACAUGACCUCGAGCGGCGAUGAGAAACGCCUGUCGCUGUCGCGUGCGUCGACGAUACCGGACGCCGAGGGGGCAAGCCGCGCCGACGUCGAGGCGCAGACGAGUAACUCCGACAGCGGCGACGACGACGCGAUCUACGACCGCUUCUCGCCGCGCACCAAGGCGUGGAUCGUCGCCAUUGUGUCGUAUGCAGGCUUUAUUGGGCCCAUCGCGUCCUCGUCCUUCCUCCCCUCGAUCAGUAUCAUGGCAGAGGACCUGCACACCACCCCCGCAGUGAUCAACUACACGGUCGCGAUCUUCAUCGUCUCGGUGGCCGUCGCGCCCAUUUUCUGGUCCCCCCUCGCUGGGUUCUACGGCCGGAAACCAGUCUACCUGGCAAGCAUGCCCAUCAUGGUCGUCGCGUCCGUCGGCGUCGCGCAGUCCAAGUCGCUCGGCGCCAUCAUCGGCACGCGAAUCCUGCAAGGUAUCGGCUCGUCGUGCGUGCUCUCCGUCGGCGCGGGCACCAUCGGCGACCUGUACCGCCCCACCGAGCGCGCCAACGCCAUGGCAUGGUUCUACACCGGCACGCUGCUCGGCCCGGCGCUGUCCCCCAUCCUCGCGGGCAUCUUCACGCAGUACACGGCCAUCACGUGGCGCGCGACGCAGUACUUCCUGUGCGCGGCGAGCGCGCUCUCGCUCGCGCUCCUGACGCUCUUCUUCCCCGAGACGAGCCACCCGCCACUGCCGCACGAGACGGCCAAGCUGGCCACCGGGAAGAAGUUUGUCGUGUACUGGUUCAACCCGGCGAGAAGCCUGCUCCUGCUGCGGUAUCCAAACAUCUCGAUGAUUACGCUCGCGUCGUCUUGUGUCAUGCUGCAGAUGUACUGCGUCGUGGUGCCCCUCGCGACCAUCAUGAAGGACGAGUACGGCGUCGAGAACGCCGCGAUCGCGGGCCUCAUCUACCUCGCCUCUGGCGGCGGGACCCUGCUCGGCAGCAGAAUAUCCGGCCCGUACGCCGACUACACGGUCCGCAAGUGGAUGGAGAAGCGCGGGUAUCGGCGCCCAGAGGACAGGUUACGUGCCAGUCUUGUCGGCGCGGGCAUCGUGCAGCCGUUGAGUGGGCUGGCCUACGGAUGGAUCCUCUGGAGCCGCCGCGGUGGCCUCGCGCCCAUCUGCAUCAUGCUCUUCAUCAACGGCCUGGGCAUGCUCAUGCCGCUGACGGCGUACAACACGUACCUAGUCGACUCGGCGCAAAAGCGCAGCGCGGAGGCGAUUGCCGUGAACAACUUCUGGCGGUACAUCUUCGCAGCCGGCGCGUCGGCCGCUGUCCUCCCGCUCUCCAAGGCCGUAGGCUUCGGGUGGACGAUGACCAUUGCCGCUGGGCUAGGCUGGAUCGGGACGGCGGCGGCGAUCGUGACGCUCAUCUACGGCGAGAAGUGGCGCGAGGCGGCCGCGCGGCGGUUCGACAGCGCAGAGGACAAGAAGGAGCUCGAGACGGAGGGCGGCCGCGCGGCAGAGAGCGUGGCCGCGAUCGCUGCCGCCGGCGAGGAGAACAGCCUCGGCCGCGUCCUCUCGCACGCUGCGGGCCGCGACGCGCCACACCACCGCCGCGACUCGGACGACCACAGCGAGCACGAGCACGGCGAGCCAUCGCACCUGCCAGCGAUCAAGGACCAGCUCCGGCGUACCGCCAGCCGCAGCUCGCAGCUCGGACGGACGCGCAGCCGCCCGUCUACGUUGCCUACGGUCGGGGAGGUGCUCCAGCGCAGCACGAGUCUCGGCGGCGGGUCGAUCCACGGCGGUGGAUAGUUUUGGUAGACAUAAUAGACUGCAUGUACAUUAUGGGUUUUGGG